Molecule: messenger RNA, 402 nt
Organism: Brenthis ino (lesser marbled fritillary)
Lineage: Eukaryota; Metazoa; Arthropoda; Insecta; Lepidoptera; Nymphalidae
Source: the annotation of a GenBank genome assembly
AUGACUUUGGGCACCUACAACAGGCAUCAAGCUGAACGAAAAAAGCAGGCAGCGUUAGCGGCUGCAUUUCCGCAAGGCAUACGCUGUCAGAAAUGCCUCGAAUAUGGCCACUGGAGCUACGAAUGCAAGGGAAAACGCAAAUUGCUGGUGCGCCCAUCCCGAUCACAAAUACUAAAGAAAAACUUAAAAGCAAAGCAAGGAAAUGACUGCAGCAAUGGCACAUGCAAGAUACCAAAUAAAAAGAAACGUGAAUCAAGCAGCUCUGAAUCGGGGAGUAGCUCGUCAGAGAGUUCAUCAGAUUCUUCAUCUGGGAGCUCCAGUUCUUCAAGUGACAGCAGCAGUGACUCAGAGAGUGACAGCAGCAGUGGUAGCAGCAGCGGGUCUGAGUCAUGUAGCGACUGU